Molecule: messenger RNA, 1533 nt
Organism: Fraxinus pennsylvanica
Lineage: Eukaryota; Viridiplantae; Streptophyta; Magnoliopsida; Lamiales; Oleaceae
Source: the annotation of a GenBank genome assembly
AUGGCAACCAUUUCAGUUUACUUGAAAGCUGGAAGACUCAGUCUAUUAUUGUUUCCUUUAUAUUCGGAUUCUCUUUUCGCAAUUGCCUUUGUUCAGACAAUUUCCUACGGUUCAGGCAUUAUGAAAUAUUCUCUGACAUUCCUAGUUUUAUUUUUACUACAAAAUGUUUACUCUGCAAACUCGCAAUCAUAUAUUGGAGUGAAUUAUGGGGACCAGGCCCUCAACAUUCCUCAGCCAGGGGAUAUAGUGAACCUUUUGAAGACUACGACCAUCGCAAAGGUCAGAUUGUUAGGUUCUUCUGAUGAGUCGACGAAGGCUACGAUUAAAGCAUUUGCGAACACCAACAUCGGACUCGUGAUAGGACUCGACAAUUCGGAAAUUCGUUGGGCUGCAACCGGCCCUGAUGCCGCGAGUCAAUGGGUCAACUCCAACGUGAUGCCGUAUUACCCAGCUAGUAAGAUCAUAAUCGUCACAGUUGGUAACGAGGUCUUGACAUCGGCGGGAGAUGAAGACGCAAUUUCCUCGAUCUUGCCAGCCAUGAAAAAUAUCCAGAAUGCCCUUAAUACUGCUUCACUGGGUGAGAAAAUUAAGGUCACAACGGUACAUUCAAUGGAUUUGUUAACAGAAUUUUCGCCACCCUCGUCGGGGGCUUUCAACGAUAGUUUUGGCGACACGAUGAAAGCGUUGCUUCAGUUCCAGAGCGAACAUGGUUCACCUUUUAUGAUCAAUGCAUCUCCUUUCUAUGCAUACAAGAGAGAUCCAAAGCCUGAAACAUUGGCAUUCUGCCUUUUCCAAUCGAAUUCAGGGCAAGUUGACUUGAGAAAUAAUAUCGAGUACAUGAAUAUGUUCGACGUACAGGUUGACGCUGUACGUUCUGCCUUAAAUGCGAUGGGAUAUAAAAACAUGGAGAUCGUCGUUGCUCAGACGGGGUGGCCUUACCAAAACGGCCCGAACGAAGUUGGCCCCAGCUUGGACAAUGCAAAAGCUUAUGUUGGAAACUUGAUAAACCACCUGAGAUCAAAUCUUGGCACCCCACUUAUGCCAGGAAAAAAUGUUGACACCUAUAUCUAUGAACUCUAUGAUGAGGAUCUAAAAUUAGGGCCGAAGUCGGAGCAAUCAUUCGGGCUUUUUGGAGCUGAUGGUUCCCCACAUUAUGAUACUGGUCUCUUUAAGAGCUCACAAAAUUCAAUGACGCCAACAUCUCCUGCAAGUCCCAAACCAGCACCAGCAUCAACAGGGACACCACCACCAAAACUCGGGGGAAUUUGGUGUGUGCCGAGGCCAGCUGGGGUCUCUGAUGCUCAAUUGGAGGAAAAUAUUAAGUUAGGUUGUAGCAAAGGGAUUGAUUGUAGUCCAAUUCAGCAAGGGGGUGCUUGUUUUGAACCGAAUAAUAUAGAAUCGCAUGCCACUUAUGUGAUGAAUCUUUAUUAUCAAUCUAAUGGUAGGAAUCCAUGGAGCUGCGAUUUCUCUCACACCGCAACUCUCACUACUAUUAAUCCGAGUUACAAUGGUUGCAAUUAUCCUAGUGGUUAG